Molecule: messenger RNA, 2230 nt
Organism: Leptidea sinapis
Lineage: Eukaryota; Metazoa; Arthropoda; Insecta; Lepidoptera; Pieridae
Gene: ScsbetaG
Product: succinate--CoA ligase [GDP-forming] subunit beta, mitochondrial
Exons: 4
Coding region: 334-1611 (425 amino acids)
Biological process (GO): tricarboxylic acid cycle; succinyl-CoA metabolic process
Cellular component (GO): succinate-CoA ligase complex; mitochondrion
Molecular function (GO): ATP binding; succinate-CoA ligase (GDP-forming) activity
Source: RefSeq, a predicted model, not a curated record
GUAGUUGACAGUUGACAGUGGAUAGAUUGCGAAAAGCCCGUGUUACUUUAUUUACGAAUUACAGUAUUUCUAUAAAGGUAGUAGGUAGGUACCUAGUCGUUAUAGGUUAUAAUAAUUUCCAGACAGUCCGUUUUGCAGAUCCUAUAUUUUAAUACAACAUAAUAUUAUAAUACAGAUUAGCAAUAAUCAUUUAAUAUCAUUUGUACUAACAUAUAAUAUUAAAAAGACAAAUAAAUAAUUACAUACACAGUGCGUGUAAACUGUUAUCUUGUUGUAUUAUAUAAAUAUUAUCAGUUUAUCACAUUCAGUUGAUUCAGUACACAUUAAAAAAUCAUGGCAGCUUUGAAAACUAGGGCCAAUAAUUUCAGAACAGCCAGUGUUUUAGCAACUCGGUAUUCUCCACAAAUAAGUUGCGUACGAAAAUUAAAUCUUCAAGAAUACCAUAGUAAAGAUUUACUGAGAAAGCAUCACGUAUCAAUUCAAAAUUUUCGACUAAUCGACUCUAAAUUAGAUUCAAACUCAUUAUCGGGUUUUAGAGCAGAUGAAUAUGUAGUAAAAGCACAAAUUUUAGCGGGUGGUCGGGGUAAAGGUCACUUUGAUAAUGGAUUUAAAGGUGGUGUACAUUUGACUAAAAAUCCCAAUGAAAUUUUGGAUCUUGCCAAACAUAUGAUAGGUCAUAAAUUAAUCACGAAGCAGACACCACAAGAUGGAAUACUUGUGGAUAAAGUUAUGGUGGCAGAAAGUGUAAACAUAAAAAGAGAAACCUAUUUGAGUAUUGUUAUGGAAAGAAGUUACAAUGGAGCAGCUUUAGUGGCUUCACCUGCGGGAGGAAUGGAUAUCGAAGCAGUAGCAGAAAAAACACCUCACUUGUUAAAAACUGUACCAAUUGACAUAUAUGAUGGCAUUACUGACAAGAUGGCAAAAGAUGUCGCAGAGUUUUUAGAAUUUAAAGGGGAUAUGGUUGCAAAAUGUGCGGAUGAAAUAAAAAAGCUAUGGGAACUUUUCCUACAUGUUGAUGCAACACAAUUAGAGAUAAAUCCACUUGUUGAAACUGAUGAUGGCCGUGUGGUUGCUGUGGAUGCUAAAAUAAACUUUGAUGACAAUGCCCGGUUCAGACAAAAAGAUAUAUUUGCUCUUGAUGAUAUCUCUGGUGUUGAUCCCCGUGAGCAAGAAGCAGCUUCAUUAAAUUUGACCUACAUUGACAUGGAUGGGAGUAUUGGUUGUAUGGUCAAUGGUGCCGGAUUAGCAAUGGCAACCAUGGACCUUAUCAUGUUAAGUGGUGGUAAACCUGCUAACUUCUUGGACCUUGGAGGAGGUGUCGGCCAGUCACAGGUUUCUGCAGCUCUGCGAAUUUUGGAGUCUGAUCCGAAAGUGAAGGCAAUUUUUGUGAAUGUUUUUGGUGGAAUUGUUAAUUGCGCGACUAUAGCUAAUGGAAUUGUAGCUUCUUGCAAGGAGAACCCACCGAAGCACCCACUUGUCAUCAGAUUAGAAGGCACUAAUGCUGCUCAAGCUAAAACUAUUCUCGAAACAUCGGGACUUAAAUUUGACAUUAUCAAUGAUGCCGAUCUAGCUGCCAAAACAGCUGUACAACUUGCCAAUAAACAAAACUAAAUCAAUAAUUAAUUUCAAUAUGAAUUGUUACGCAUGGCGUUAGAACAGAGAUAUAACCAUGUCAUAAUAUAAAGUUUGACAUCAGUUUUCAUUGUCUGUGGAUUGUGAUUAUUCAAAUAUGUCAACCUGAUGUCAUUAAGAAUACUACGCAUACUAAUAUUACGCACCUAGGGAGAGAAGUAGGUCAUUCUCACCCGCGGAAUAUUGACAAUCGCAAGUGGCCAUGGCCUACUUAUCUAACGGUGCAUAUACGAUUUUUUUCCACACCUGGAUGAAAAAGCUCGCUUUGAGUCCCUUGUACGAGGGACAAAAGUCGUCUUGCCAGGAGAGAAUCGGUCACUUUCUCCCUCGUACCAGGGACUAAAAGCGAGCUUUUCAUCGAGGGGAAAAAAAAGUACCUUAUCCCAUUCUCUAUGCGUGAGGAUCAUAAAACAUUAGUUUUAUAAAAUUUAAAUUGUUACAUCCGAAUUAUUAUUGUUAUUGUAGAUAAAUAUUAUAUGGGAAUUUAGAAUGCAUUAUAUAAGGUGAUAUCGUAGUUGCUAAGACUGAAUUAUUUUUUCUUUUUAUUUGUUUCUAUCAUUGUUAUGUAUGUUUUUAUAAUAUAAUAUGAACUAAACAA